Messenger RNA from Myripristis murdjan (pinecone soldierfish), 4502 nucleotides. It is a transcript of the gene fbf1, whose product is annotated as Fas binding factor 1. The record is from RefSeq and is a predicted model, not a curated record. The transcript has 32 exons. NCBI's taxonomy places the organism in Eukaryota, Metazoa, Chordata, Actinopteri, Holocentriformes, Holocentridae. Gene Ontology annotation, biological process: cilium assembly; establishment of epithelial cell polarity. Bases 455 to 4216 code for a protein of 1253 amino acids. Gene Ontology annotation, cellular component: ciliary transition fiber; ciliary basal body; centriole.
UGAAUCGGCACAGACUUAUAAAGGAGUGGAUUGAGUGUCGGUUAAUUCAUGUUAGCAAACGUUUAGCCCCAAAGUUGCACAUUUUUGUUGCACAUUUCCAGUUCAUUACUUUGAGUUACUUACAAUUAUCGCUAGUACGUAAGCAGGAUAGACGCAAAGUAAAGUUAGGGUUAACGGCUAACGGUCAGCCAAAUGUAAUGUUAACGGUGGUGUAGCUAACUGACUUUUACGUUAACUGGCUAACGUUAAGAUUUUAAAAGGUUAACGUCAGACGUCGUGCUGUAACACCACUUUCUCACAGUAAAUAUGAAACAACCCAGCGGAUAACCUCGUUUGUAAACUGUAAUCAUGUUCUUAACGGAGUCCUGAACACAGACGCCCGCCCGUUUGGUUGCCAAUAGUGACGCUUGUUAUGAUUUGCUCUCCCGUUUGAGAGUCCAGCAGCUGAUUCGGCAUGGCAUCAAAGCCGAAGAGCAAGCUGUUCAAGAGUUCAUAUGAAGAUAAAGACUUAUUUGAUUUAAGGAAGAAACCAGCUCGCGGUGGAUCAGGCAAUCGCUCCUCUGCUGAUGAUGAUGACUUGUACAGUAUGUUAGCUGAGGCAGCAAAGGGGGACGGUGGGGAUGUUGAGGAAUCUGACAUCUCCGAGGCAGAUCCCAUUGAUAUACUAAAGAGCCUGAAGGACAUGGAUGAUAUGGACGCUGACCUGUUUGCAUCAAAGAAAAAGCCUAGCUCAGCCCCCACACAAACAAAGCUCUCAGCUAAUAAACCAGAGGGAACAGAUGAGCCCACCUCGGAGUGGAAGAAGCCAAGCUCUGCCCCUUCAUCCACAAUACGUUCCUACAAGAAGCCCACCCUCUCUGAUGAUGAUGAUGGUGGUGGAGGUGGAGGCCAAACACCUUACACUAAAGUCGACCCCUUGGCUGACCUGCUUGAUGACUUGAGUCUAAAGGAAACCAAGGCAGAACCUGAACCUAGCACACAUAAAGCUAAACUUGAAAAAUCAGUAUUAUCUCCUGCAGUAUCCCCUAUAAUCAAGAGGGAAAAGGUUACAACACCAAAGAAACAGGACGAGCUUACAUUUGACGAUGAUGAUGACCUAAUGACAUUUGACACUGAAAAUUACAGUACUAAAAAAAAGGAGAGUGUGCUCAGCCUCGGCAGAGAAAGUCGUGAGCCUCCACAGAAAACUCGUACCAAGUUGGAUGAGAUUUUGGAGCGCGGGACAUCCCCUCGUCAUCUGGAGCGACCACCUACAGGGGAAAGGAAAGACCAGCCUCCACUUCAAAAGCAGCAACAAGAGAAGACCUCUACUACUAAGGAACCCUUACUAGAAGAUGACCUUACAUUUGGUUCCUAUCAGCCUACAUUGUCAUCCACUCCGGAAGGACGCCAGUCACGUAGGCAGUCUGUCAGGUUUUCCAAGGAGGAUGUCAGUGCCUCUUCUCCAGAAAAGAAACCAAAAUCUGCCAUUCCUGCCACUCCCACCACCCCCACCUCCACGCGCCCCCGCAGCUCAGCUGACUGGCUUGGUCUCAAGACAAACGAUGAGUAUAAUUAUCUAGAAGAUGAAACCAAGGAGCAAAAGACUCCAAAGACUCCCUCCUCUGCUGUAGAGGAAAGAGGGCCCUCUCUGACUGGUAGCGGUGCCACAUCUGCUAUAAACACAGAAGGAGAGACCUUAGCCCCAGAAAACAAAGUGCCAAUGCCAGAAGUACCCAAAAGCCAAAAGAAGGAUGAGGAAGAGGAUGACUGGCUAACUGGAGUGCUGAGCAGGAAGAAAGGUCUAGUAGCAUCAAACUCAGAGGCAAGAAGGGCCAAGCAAGAAGACUCUUUGGGCCUAGGAGAGGAGAUGAACUUGGAGUCAGUUGUUAGCAAACAGGUCUCUUCAUCAGCUCCCAGGAGCAGAGAGGACACAUCAACGUCCAUCAAGGAACCCAGACAGCCCAGCCACACCGCUCACUCUACCCCAGUGAGAGAUGAGACAUCCAAACAAGAGACCAUUCCCGCAAACCUCUCAUCUCCACCACAGCCUCCAUCGCUUGUCAUCCAGCAUACUCUCACCCCACAUCCAGACACUUUCUUACCCACUGUAAUGUCCCCUUCACCAGCCACUUUCCCCGCAAAGAUCAACCAUGAACAAACUUUUGCUUUGUUUCAUCCCUCAAACUCCCCUCCUGAAAUUACUGGUCCCUUAUCAGCCCCAGCUUCUCGCGUAAGCCACCCCCAACCUCAGCCUCAGUCUCAGUCCCAACCCCACCACUUCACACCCCAUCAGGACUCCAGGGCACAAGGAUGGCCCAGUCAGGCUGCUGAGCCCCUGCAGUGGCAGCAAUUAUCCAACCCAAAGGCAGCUACACUGCCCAGCUCUACAUGGUCAAUACCUCAACAAAGCCAAAUGCAGAAUACAGCCACUGCUGUCCAACAACAGAUGACACUUUCAGCAGACAGUGUGCAACAACUGUUACUACAACAGCAGAUGAUGCAGUCUCAGCUGCUGAGUCUAGCUGGUGUUGUGGAUGCAGGGUCUCUGCAUCCACUGAGAGUGAAAGAGCAACAGUCUGGAGAACAUCAAGCUCUACAGGCUCGCAUCAUCCAGCUGGAAGGACAGAUAAGAACCCUGCAGCUGGAGCGAGACCAAAGCCAGAUGUUGUUGGAAAAUGUUCAGCAACGGCAUAAGCAGGAUGUGGAACUCCUGGAGAACACACACAAGGCACGUGUGAAGCUGCUCGAGGAAUCCGCAGCCCAGAGGGAAGCACGGGCACAGCAGGAGUGCGAGGACCUAAUGGAGCGCCUGGCCACAGUUACCCGGCUGGCUGACCAGGAGCGCUCAGAACUGCAGGCUCAGCAUCAGCGCAGACUUGCCCAAAGCCAGCAGGACAGAGACCGUGAGGUGGAGAGACUCAGAGACCUGCAGAGGAAAUCUAUCUUGGAAAUGAAGAAGGACCAUGAGGACCAGGUCCAGAGGUUGAAGAGGCUAAAGGAUGAGGAGAUAGAUGCAGUCACAAGUGCAACAUCUCAGACCAGGUCUCUUACAGUGGUGAUUGAGCAGAUGGAGCAGUUCUCUGUCCGGCUGGGAGAUCUCUCCUCUCGGGUGGAGAGCACCCAUGAACACACGGCACAGGGCCUGGAACAGGGCGCACGGCAGAGAGAUGAACAGCUCCGAAUGCUGCAGGAGCGUCUGGGCCAGCAGCAGAGAGCCAUGGCAGAGGAAAGAGCUCAGCUUAAAGAAGUCAUUGCUCGGAUGAACACUCAGCUUGCCGAGCAGCAGAGACAGCUUGAGAAGGAGCGUUGGAAGGUGACAGCAGAGCAGGCCAAGGCAGAGUCUAUCCAGAGGGGCCUGGAGGAGGAGAAGCGCUCCCUCACCAUGCAUAUCAACAUGGAAAGGGAAGAGCUGGAAAGAGCCAAGACUGCCUUGCUGGAGGAGCAGCAGUCGGUGAUGCAGCACUGCACUGAGGAGAGGAGGAAGCUGGCGGCUGAGUGGGCCCAGUUUCACACCCAGGAGAAGCAGAGGCAGGAAAGAGCUGAACGGGAGGCCAGCAAGGCUCUGGAGAGGGAUGCCCAGAGGGAGGGCUCCAUCAUCAGCCUGGCACAGGAACAAGCAGACCUGAAGCUACGUGCUGGAGAGCUAAAACAGAAGGAGGCGGCUGUGCUACAAGACAGGGAGGCCCUGGAGAGACAAAGAGAGGAACUUGGCCGGGAGAAAGAAAGGCUAAGCAUCACAGCUGUACGACUGAAGACACGAGCCCAGGAAGUGGAGACCUUCAGCAAGCUGGCUACCGACAAGUAUGAGGAAGGAGAGCAGGCAUUGCAGAGGGCAACACAUAUAGAGACUGAACACAAGGCAAGGCUCACAAGUAUCCAUUCCCAAACUGAGAGGCUGAGGCAGCAGGAACAGCAGCUCCUUCAGGAGCGGAUGAGGAUGACUGCUCUACGUAGGGAAAUGGAGAGGCUGAGACAGGGCCUUCCCAUCACCCAUUUACCACAAAUGAUGCCACCAGUUUUUACAGACUAUAGUUCAAUGUUGCCAAACGCUGAGCUGACAUCUACUUUGAAUAUUACUCCCCUGACUUCAGUCGCCAGCCCUCAGUCCAUCGAGCUCCAGGCCAGGCUGGCUCGGCUCAAGCACACGGCAGAGAAGGACCGGGACUACCUCCAGGAUGAGCAGUUCUUCCUAGAUACAUUGAAGAAAUCAUCUUACAGUUUCCACACAGAUUGAACAAGAUGUAGUAGCCUUUGUUCAAGUUUAAAGCCCAACAUCACUGAUAAUCCCCAAGGACUUCACAUGCCCAAGUUUAUAACAAACAGGACGAUCAUAACAGGGGAAAAAAAAAAAAAAAAAAAGGGAAGAAAUCUUGAAGGACCACAGUGAGGGAAACCCCUUCCUGGCCACACAGGUGCCCAAUAGGUGCCAACCCAGUGAGCAAAUUAAAUUGUUUUAAUAAAAAAAAAAAAUGCUUGCAGAUGAUAUGACAGAGGCACUAGGGGGGCAUGAGCCUAGACAA